CAUCCCCUUCUUCCACUUGUGACAAAAAUCUUAGUCUUCUUAGUUUCCUCACUCACACAAAUGGCAAAGCUAAUCCAUUUCCUCCUUUUCCUUUUCAUCCAAACAAUUUCAGCCCAAACACCAGCAGCACCAGCGGGCCCCACCAACAUCACCCAAGUUCUAGAGAAAGCAGGACAAUUCACAACCUUCAUUAAACUCCUCAAAGCUUCACAAAUAGCUGAUAGAAUCAAUUCACAGCUGAACAACUCAAACCAAGGCCUAACCGUGUUUGCACCCACUGAUAAUGCAUUCUCAAGCCUCAAAGCAGGAACAUUAAACUCCAUAAACUCACAAGACCAAAUGCAGCUGAUACAAUUCCACAUUCUCCCCACUCUCUACACCAUCUCACAGUUCCAAACCGCAAGUAACCCCUUGCACACGCAAGCUGGAAACAGUGAUGAUGGAGAGUAUCCUUUAAAUGUGACCACCUCAGGGAACCAAGUGAAUGUAACAACUGGGGUGGUUGAUACAACAGUGUCCAAUACUAUCUACAGUGAUACUCAGCUCUCAGUGUAUCAGGUGGAUAAGGUGCUUCUUCCUAUGAAGCUUUUCGGCGCGACGGCACCGGCUGCUGCACCGGCGGAGGCUCCUGCGCCAUCCAAGCCGGAGAAAAAUGUCCGGGCAGGGGCUGCUGAUGCUUCAUCUGGGUCAUCGGGUUCAUCGGUUGAUGCUUCGAAUGCAGUGAGUUUGAAUAGAAAGACAGUUAAAGGUUUUAUCAUGACCGUGGCAAUCAUUGUUUCUUGUUUGUGGAUGUAAGUCUUAAAAUGGCAACUUUUGCCCUGUAUUUUGUUCUUUUUUUUUUUUUUUUCUUUUCUUCCGAGUUAAGUUUGAAUUGAUUGAUGAUGGAGAUCUCGUGUACUUUUCUGUCGCUACCAAGUUAAAAUUUUGGGUUCCAAGUAAAUGAUUUUUCUUUCCCCCUGCAAUGGUGAAUUUUUGCUCAUCCAAUCCAAA
Molecule: messenger RNA, 990 nt
Organism: Glycine soja
Lineage: Eukaryota; Viridiplantae; Streptophyta; Magnoliopsida; Fabales; Fabaceae
Product: fasciclin-like arabinogalactan protein 11
Exons: 1
Coding region: 61-795 (244 amino acids)
Source: RefSeq, a predicted model, not a curated record